Colletotrichum gloeosporioides is the source of this 1017-nucleotide messenger RNA. RefSeq lists its product as uncharacterized. The transcript has a single exon. NCBI's taxonomy places the organism in Eukaryota, Fungi, Ascomycota, Sordariomycetes, Glomerellales, Glomerellaceae. Bases 1 to 1017 code for a protein of 338 amino acids. The record is from RefSeq and is a predicted model, not a curated record.
AUGGCAUCUGUAUUCCCCGAUCAGUUCGCCACGGUUUCCACCACUAACCAGGCCGCGUUCACGAUAAAUGCAGGCCGCCACUUACCCCGCCAUGCAGCGCAUCAACUUGUCAGCUCUAUGACACGAACGGUCGACGCCAAAAUUGCCCUCGCUGAGUCCACCCGAUUGGACGAACUCAUAUCAGACCUUCGUCCAUCGGACCGAAUUGUCAUUGUUGCCGGCACUACUUUCUACAUAGACGGGUGGCUGCUCAUGGACGUUAACCUAGGCGUUUGGACGAUCAACUACUUCGUCGACUACAUACCCUCCAACGACGCAGACCCGCGCCCUGCGAUACAAAACGCCAAACUGAUUUUUGCUAUGUUAGGCGACAACACCGAGACUUUGACCAUUCAUCUGAAUCGCAUGACAGACCGUACCUACGCCGCUAUAUGGAUGCAACCAGCACGCGGUCUGGAUUUGUGCCCAGGAUGUCGAGCCUGCUCGGUCGGAUAUGACAGUGCCGUGGGUCGACACCCUUGGAUGACCACAUUGGCGCUCUGCCUUGAACAAUUGAAUGAGUUGACGCUUGAAGAACAUGUCGCCUUUUCGAAACUACGGGACCUGUUCUGCUGGCAACUAUUGACAAGCGUCUACGACGCGCCAUACGAAAUCCUCCAGACCACAAACAGAACCCGAACACUCCAGUCCAGAUUGAAGUCCCUCCGCAACUGGCGUCAAUACAACAUGAGGCUGCGAAAACUUUUGCACUACCGAUUUUCUGUCCGCGCGCUAUCCAUCACCACGGCCAUUCUAUGCCAACAAUCACAAAGCCCACUUGAUCCAACUAACGAUAAUCUUCAGCAUUCCUUGGAGGAUCAUAUUGAGGAUGAUGUGUCUCUCCGAGAUGCACUUGGAAAGGAAGACAAAUGGUUGGAGGGCCUGUACCCAUAUGUUGCUGCGAUUAUAAGUCGACUUGUUCUGCGCUAUGCUGUAAAAUCAUUCUUGACAGAGCACCGUUUGUUGAGGGGUUAUUAA